Messenger RNA from Strigops habroptila (Kakapo), 1002 nucleotides. Its product is annotated as protein FAM3A-like. The transcript has 8 exons. The record is from RefSeq and is a predicted model, not a curated record. Lineage: Eukaryota; Metazoa; Chordata; Aves; Psittaciformes; Psittacidae. Bases 70 to 846 code for a protein of 258 amino acids.
ACAGGAAGGGCGGGUGCAGCGCGGAGCCGCGGCCGGUGAGGCGGUACCGGGGGGGGGCCGGGCAGCGACAUGCGGCUGGCGGCCCCCCUGCGCCUGGCGGCCGCUCUCGGACUCCUUUGGCUCCUGGGCUGGGUCCUGCUGGGGCCCCCCCACGCCCCCCCGACGCUGCAGCGCCUCCUGCUGGCCCGCCCUGAGACCCCCCCCACAGCAGCGCCCCGCCCCCCCCGCUUCAAGUGCGGGCUCCCCCGGCCCUGCCCCCCCGCCCAUUUCGCCUUCCGAUUGGUCAGCGGCGCCGCCAACGUCAUCGGGCCCAAGAUCUGCCUCGAGGACCGAGUGUUAAUGAGCAGCGUCAAGAACAACGUGGGCCGAGGCCUCAACAUUGCCCUGGUCAAUGGAGUCAAUGGGGAGCUCAUCGCCGCUCGCGCCUUCGACAUGUGGGCCGGGGACGUUGAGGAUCUGCUCAAGUUCCUGCGGCCGCUGCAUGAGGGGACAUUGGUGCUGGUGGCUUCGUAUGACGACCCCGCCACCAAGUUAACGGAGGAAUCCCGGCGCCUCUUUGGGGAGUUGGGCAGCGCCGUCGCCAUGGACUUGGCCUUUAGGGACAGUUGGGUCUUCCUGGGGGCCAAAGGGGUGCAGGAGCGAAGCCCCUUUGAGCAGGUGGGGCUCUAUGGGGCACUUAUGGGGCUGGGAAAGGGGGGGGUGUGUCACUUGGGGGGCUGCCCCAUAGCGCUGGUCUCAUCCCCACAGCACGUCCGGAACAGCCGCAGCUCCAACAAGUACGAGGGGUGGCCGGAGGCGCUGGAGCUCGAGGGCUGUGUCCCCCGCAGGGCCCCCGACCCACCGUGACCCAUAAGUGCCCCUCCUCCCCGGACCCAUAAGUGCCCUACUGGGACCCAUAAGUGGCUCCCCCCCUACUUGUGGGGGAGUGGGAGGGGUCUUGGUAUGUUCCCCCCCCAUCACCACUGUGUGGCCCCAGGGGGCAAAAUAAAGGCUGGGCCUGAA